Ramularia collo-cygni is the source of this 1179-nucleotide messenger RNA. RefSeq names its product related to KES1 protein. The record is from RefSeq and is a predicted model, not a curated record. The transcript has 3 exons. NCBI's taxonomy places the organism in Eukaryota, Fungi, Ascomycota, Dothideomycetes, Mycosphaerellales, Mycosphaerellaceae. The coding region runs from base 1 to 1179 and encodes 392 amino acids. Gene Ontology annotation, biological process: piecemeal microautophagy of the nucleus; endocytosis; exocytosis. Gene Ontology annotation, molecular function: oxysterol binding. Gene Ontology annotation, cellular component: intracellular membrane-bounded organelle; membrane; cytosol.
AUGGCGGACAACGGAAAGCAGCGAAGCGGUCUAAAAGACUUCCUGGCAUCGAUCGCAACGAUAAAGGGCGAUUUGAGCAACAUCACCGCCCCUCCAUUCGUACUCGCCGAUAAAUCAACCACGGAGUUUCCAAGAUACUGGAUCGAGCACCCCGAGCUGUUCUGCGCUCCGGCGCACGAGCAAGACCCAGCUAAGCGGAUCCUGGCCGUACUCAAAUGGUUUCUGUCCUCUCUCAAGAGUCAACAAUACGCGGGUCGCGAUCCCGGCGAGGGCAUCAAGAAACCGCUAAAUGCCUUCCUGGGUGAAGUCUUCAUCGGCGAUUGUGGCCCCGAGGGCGAUGAGACUCGACUCGUGUCUGAGCAAGUUAGCCACCAUCCACCCGUCACGGCAUGCUACCUCUGGAAUGAAACGCAUGGAAUUCGUGCCGAGGGCUACACGCGCCAAGAAAUAACCUUCUCCGGGUCCGUCAACAUCCAGCAGAUUGGCCAUGCCAUCCUGCAUAUCGACGAAUUCAACGAAGACGUCGUCAUUCCCUUGCCAAACAUAAAAGUCAAAGGUAUUCUCACCGGCUCGCCCUAUCCAGAACUAGACGGGACAUAUUCGAUUGUGUCUACAAGCGGAUAUAUGGCUCAGGUGGACUUUAGUGGGAAGAGCCUUCUCGGUAUUGGUGGUAAGAAGAAUCACCUCAAAGCCGCGGUGUACGGUCCAGACGACCACACGCAUAAGCAUCCAAUUUACACGGCCGAGGGUUCCUGGUCCGAAGCAUUCGAGUUCAAAGACAGUGGCGGCAAGACGUUGGAAACAUACAACGUGGCUGCCGCCCAGCCGGCUGAGUUUCGAACACUGCCGAUGGACCAGCAGGAUCCUUGGGAGAGCAGGAAGGCGUGGCGGGGCGUCAUCGAAGCCGUCCAGACUGGAAAUAUGCAAGGCGUGGCUGAUAGCAAGAGUGCCCUUGAAAAAGCACAGCGUGAGCUMCGCAAGAAGCCUGAGACUAGUGAAGAGACAUGGCAAAGCCUGUUCUUUACGAAGGAGAGCGGGCAUGCGGCAGCCGAAGCCUUGCUGGAAAAGAUAGGCCAACACUUGGACGCGGCGAAGACAUGUGGCGUGUGGCGUUUCCAGCCAGAUUCUCUAGCAACGCUAGAAAGACCUUGGAGGGGUGAAUUGACGCCGCUGGGCUGA